This is a messenger RNA of Coccidioides posadasii C735 delta SOWgp, 1050 nucleotides long. It is a transcript of the gene KRR1, whose product is annotated as 90S preribosome/SSU processome component KRR1. Gene Ontology annotation, molecular function: RNA binding. The record is from RefSeq and is a predicted model, not a curated record. Gene Ontology annotation, cellular component: nucleolus; small-subunit processome. NCBI's taxonomy places the organism in Eukaryota, Fungi, Ascomycota, Eurotiomycetes, Onygenales, Onygenaceae.
AUGCCAUCCACACAUAAGAAAGAUAAACCCUGGGAUACUGACGAUAUAGACAAAUGGAAGAUUGAAGAAUUUAAACCAGAAGAUAAUGCUGGCGGGACCUUCGCCGAAGAAUCUUCCUUUGUCAGCCUGUUCCCGAAAUACCGGGAAGUCUAUCUGAAGGAAACAUGGCCGAUAAUAACGAGGGCAUUGGAGAAACAUGGAAUCGCUUGUACGCUGGACUUGGUGGAGGGUAGUAUGACGGUGAAAACUACACGAAAAACAUACGACCCAGCGGCCAUCCUCAAGGCACGAGAUCUAAUAAAACUGCUUGCUAGAAGUGUCCCAGCUCCACAGGCUCUUAAAAUCCUUGAAGACGGGACGGCAUGCGACAUCAUUAAAAUUCGAAAUCUGGUCCGCAACAAAGAGCGAUUCGUUAAACGACGCCAACGCAUCCUAGGCCCUUCCGGCUCUACCUUGAAAGCACUCGAACUCCUUACAAACACAUACCUCCUCGUCCAAGGCAACACUGUGGCAGCCAUGGGCCCAUACAAAGGCCUGAAAGAAGUCCGUCGCGUCGUCGAAGACUGCAUGAACAACAUCCAUCCAAUCUACCAUAUUAAGGAAUUAAUGAUUAAGCGCGAACUUGCCAAGGACCCCAAAUUGGCAAAUGAAAGCUGGGAUAGAUUCCUCCCACAUUUUAAGAAGCGAACCUUGAGUAAGAGAAAGAAGCCCUUUAAGGUCACCGAUAAGUCGAAGAAGGUGUACACGCCAUUCCCACCACCGCAGGAGAAGAGCAAGGUUGAUUUGCAGAUUGAAAGUGGCGAAUAUUUCUUGAGCAAGGAUGCUAAGGAGCGGGCGAGAAAGGAAGAGAUUAUGGAACGACAGAGGGAGAAGAGGGCAGAGAAAAUGAAAGAAAUAGAGAAGGAUUUUAUUCCACCGAAAGAAGACACAGGUGAAAAGAAAAAGAAGAAACGGAAGCGCCAGGAAGACGCCACUGAUAAAGCAGUGGACGGAGAGAAGAAGUCCAAAAAGCGCAAGAGUAAGGAAAAAGUCAGGACUCAAGAAGAAUAG